Auanema sp. JU1783 is the source of this 225-nucleotide messenger RNA. NCBI's taxonomy places the organism in Eukaryota, Metazoa, Nematoda, Chromadorea, Rhabditida, Rhabditidae. The record is from the annotation of a GenBank genome assembly.
AUGUUCCUCCGUGUUUUCCUUUUCGCUCUCUUAGUCGCCGUUGUAUCUAGUCAAUUCUAUGGACCAGGCUAUGGAGGCUAUGGCCGCGGUGGUGGAUAUGGAUACGGAAGACCAUACGGAGGAUAUGGAGGAUAUGGUGGAUACGGAAGACCAUACGGUGGUUACGGUGGAUACGGAGGUGGACCAUACGGUCGCCCAGGAUUGAUCGGAAGUCUUCUCGGAUAG